Messenger RNA from Hyaloscypha bicolor E, 1284 nucleotides. Its product is annotated as glycoside hydrolase family 5 protein. Lineage: Eukaryota; Fungi; Ascomycota; Leotiomycetes; Helotiales; Hyaloscyphaceae. The record is from RefSeq and is a predicted model, not a curated record. Bases 1 to 1284 code for a protein of 427 amino acids. Gene Ontology annotation, molecular function: hydrolase activity, hydrolyzing O-glycosyl compounds. The transcript has 4 exons.
AUGCUACCCGAUGUUUCAUCCGUGACGUUUCUCUUCCCACCAAACCCGACAUUAACGAAGCAGAUCCGAUCCACGUAUCUCGAGCCCAACCUGGCGCUCUAUGCCCGAAACUCCUAUGUAUAUCGAGAAGGAACUUCCCUUAAGCUCAUGGGAGAGCCAUGGACUGCGGAAGGCGCGAACGUGUACUGGCUUGGACUGGAUGAGAAUGUGAUUCCUCCCAAGGGAGAACCAUUUUACCCCCCACUCAACGCAAGCUACCCCACCAAAGGACGGACAACUGAGGUGAUGAAUACUUUGGUCAUGAUGGGUGCGACGCUCAUCAGGGCUCAUACUCUGGGCGUCAGCGUCGGUAAUCCGUUGAGCUUGAGCCCGUCCUUGGGGGUGUACAACGAUGCAGCUUUCGAGCCCAUGGACUGGGCUGUUUUCCAGGCACGACAGCACGGAUUGAGAAUUAUGGUUCCAUUAACUGAUAAUUAUGAUUACUACCAUGGUGGAAAGUUCACCUUCCUCCGCUGGGCAGGCUACAACAUCACCGGCAGCCAAUCUCCCCUGACACCAGAAACAAUGUAUUUCUACACCAAACCCAAAGUGGUCACCUAUUUCAAGAAUUACAUCCAUUAUCUACUCACGCACGUGAAUCCCUACACUGGUCUUUCAUAUGCUGAAGACCCGACAAUCAUCGGCUAUGAGACGGGUAAUGAACUGGACGGUGGAAAAUUCAAAGAUAAAAACGUGCCAAUAGCAUGGAUUCGAGAAAUCUGCCGCUUUGUCAAGAAACUCGGCCCAAAGAAACUCUGCAUUGACGGCACCUACGGUGUAAACAGCACCCACUUUGCCGUCUCCGAGGUCGACGUCUUCAGCAACCACUACUACCCGCUCAACAAUAGCAUCCUCACCACCGAUAUCGCCGCGGUUCAAUCCGCAAACCGCGUCUACUUAGCUGGUGAAAUCGCAUGGACAGGCAUGAAAGGGGAUUCGUUACAAAGCUUCUACGACAUCAUCCUGAAACAGCAAAAUUCGAGUUCCCCGGUGGUGGCAGGGAGUCAGAUUUGGAGUUUGUUUGGACAUAAUGUGCCAGAUUGUUCGACAUAUAUCAACCACACGGAUGGGUACUCGCUGAUGUAUGGUAAUCCCAACAAUAGUGCGAAGAUUGAUGCGCAGAUCAGCACGAUCAGGCAGCAUUAUUUCGCCAUGCAGAAUAUUACCGUGGAUAGCUAUUUGCCGGCUGUGGCGUGCCCGCAGAAUUAUAUUCCGGGGUAUGAUGCGGAGUAUACUUAUAUGUAA